AUGGGAAAUCCUUACCAGUGUGAGCCAGAGGUGAAGUGGUACCACAUCCUUUGGGACAUGCGGAGCAAGGAGUUCCGGCAGUGGUAUCUCACGAAAAAAUACCGUGACAUGCGGAUCAUGUACAAGUACGAGAGUCACAUCUUGUACCAAAAGGCAGGAAUGGGAUUUCUAAUGGCAGCCGUGUUUAUGUCGGUUUUCAGCUCCGACCUGGCGGUGGCGGUGUUUCGGUGGCCAACGGAAGAUCCCAAUGAGCUCUUGAAGAGUCGGGUAUGGCAAAAGUAUCACAACCUUGUGAACGAGCGCAAGGAGUAUGCAGAGAGGCUUCUCCAAGACUCCAACUACGUUCAGAAAAAGAACAACUCCGGCGAGUAG
Leishmania braziliensis MHOM/BR/75/M2904 is the source of this 372-nucleotide messenger RNA. RefSeq lists its product as hypothetical. The record is from RefSeq and is a predicted model, not a curated record. The coding region runs from base 1 to 372 and encodes 123 amino acids. The transcript has a single exon. NCBI's taxonomy places the organism in Eukaryota, Euglenozoa, Kinetoplastea, Trypanosomatida, Trypanosomatidae.